AUGGAAGAGGUAAAUCCCGUAAAAAGAAACAUAGAAGAAUCUGUGGAUCCAUCUAAAAAAUUGAAGCUUGAUCAGCAAAUUAGAGCUACAAAAGUUGUUCAGGAAAAUGAAGUUGGUAUUACGCAAUUCAUUAACGAAGCUAAUAGAACCGGUGGCGGCUUUUUUGGUACCAUUAAGCAAAGGUAUUCUGAUUUCCUUGUUAAUGAAAUUGACCUUAAUGGUGAAGUAGUACGUUUGCUAGAUGAAGGUGUCAAUCUUGGAAAGACAAGAAAAGAAAAGAAGUUUGAAAAAAGACAAAUUGAGAGAGCUGACUUACAAAACAAGACACCUGAAGAAAUUGAACAAAUUAAGGAAGCCAAAAAAUCUGAGGAAGAAGCUAAGAAAACUGAAGACGAUUCUCAACAAAAGUAUGAGUUAUCCGAGCAAAAUCGUGCAGCAUUAUUAGAGUUGAUUACGGUUGAUGAAUUAAAGCAAAUUGAGGAGUUGUUCACGACUGGUAAUAAUAUGGAGACCAAAACAAGUUUCCCAGAAAAACAAACCCGUGGAAAAUUGCAUCAAUUACUUCGUGAAGCAUUUCAAAGUAAAUUGGAAAGUGUCACUUCAGCCGAGAAUACCUUUAGAAUCGCUUUGGCUAAGAAUUCAAAGAAUCCAAGAAGAAAGAACCCUCAAGAAAGUAUUAAUCAUGUUGAUGAAAAUGGUGUCGUAAAUUAUGGUUUGGGUCCAUUUAAAUAUUACUUACACUUCACUGUUUACAAAGAAAAUAGAGAGACUAUGGAAGUGGCAUCUACUAUUUCUAAAUUCUUGCGUAUUCCUUCGAAGAGUAUCAGAUACGCUGGUACUAAAGAUAGAAGAGGAAUUACUUGCCAGAGAUUUUGCAUUCAUCGUGGUAAAGUUGCUAGAGUCAGCUCCUUGAAUAAGGGUUUAAAAAAUGCUGUCUUAGGAGGUUUUGCUUAUGAAGACAGAUCGUUGGGAUUGGGUGAUUUAAAUGGUAAUGAAUUCGUAAUCACAAUCAGAGACAUAAAAUCAUUUAAUGCAGCAGAAAAUGUUGAAGAUGUGGUUUCAAAGUGUUUCACUUCGUUAAGAGAUAAGGGUUACAUCAAUUAUUACGGUAUGCAAAGAUUUGGGACGUUUUCGAUAUCUACGCAUGUUCUCGGUAUUUAUAUUUUGAAAGAAGACUGGAAAGGAGCUGCAGAAUUGAUUCUAUCUGAGCAAGAGAUUGUAGCUCCAGAUUCGAUUGAAGCAAGACGUAUCUGGGCAGAAACUUCUAAUCCCACUUUAGCGCUCAAAAAGAUGCCUCGUCGUUGUACUGCUGAACAUGCCAUUUUGAGUACGUUAGACAAAGAAUCUUAUGACGAAGAAGACAAUUUCAGCAAGCAAUCUUACUUCAAAAGUAUCAUGUCUAUCCCAAGAAAUUUGAGAAUUAUGUAUGCCCAUGCAUACCAAUCAUACAUUUGGAAUUUAGUGGUUUCCAAAAGAUUUGAGUUAUUUGGUUUAGAAGUGCAAGAAGGGGAUUUAGUUCUUGUUGAUAAGCAAGCCAAGACCGAAACUAACUUAGAGGAUGAUGAUGAAUUUGAAGAAGACGUAGUAACGGACAAGUACAUUAGGGCCAGACCUUUAACUAAAGAAGAUGUGGAAAGUGGUAAAUACACAAUUUACGACAUCGUCUUACCAACACCAGGUUUCGAUAUCAUUUACCCUGCCAAUAAGCAAUUAGAACAGGUCUAUGUCGAUGCUAUGGCUAAAGAUGGUUUAGACCCUCACAACAUGGCUAGAAGAGUAAGAGAGUUUUCAUUGGCCGGUUCGUACAGGCCGAUCAUGGGUAAACCAACCAAUUUAUCAUAUGAUAUUGUCAACUACUCUGAUUCAACUGAAUCAUUAGUUAGAACUGAUUUAGAGAUUUUACGUUUAAAGAAAGAAGCCGAGUCAAAGGGCGAACCUAUCCCAGAAAUCAGCAGAGUCAUUGAAUCUAAUAGUGCAGACGCAGAUAAAAAAGCAGUCGUCUUAAGAAUGCAAUUGGGUGUAAGUUCUUAUGCUACGAUGGCUUUAAGAGAAUUUAUGAAGGCUGACACCUCCCGUUUGAGUGAAAACCUUAAUGUUGUAGAGUAA
This is a messenger RNA of Debaryomyces fabryi, 2106 nucleotides long. It is a transcript of the gene PUS7, whose product is annotated as pseudouridine synthase. NCBI's taxonomy places the organism in Eukaryota, Fungi, Ascomycota, Pichiomycetes, Serinales, Debaryomycetaceae. Gene Ontology annotation, cellular component: nucleus. The record is from RefSeq and is a predicted model, not a curated record. The transcript has a single exon. Gene Ontology annotation, molecular function: RNA binding; pseudouridine synthase activity. Bases 1 to 2106 code for a protein of 701 amino acids. Gene Ontology annotation, biological process: pseudouridine synthesis.